Molecule: messenger RNA, 1191 nt
Organism: Diatraea saccharalis (sugarcane borer)
Lineage: Eukaryota; Metazoa; Arthropoda; Insecta; Lepidoptera; Crambidae
Source: the annotation of a GenBank genome assembly
AACUCUAUUGUGAUCAAAAUGGCGUCGUGUUCUUGUUGAUUGUAUACCGGGUGGCGUGUGUUGUCAAAUUUUAUAGCAAGGUUUUUUAAAUUUACUAUAUCUCACUGAAAAUGGUUGAAAACAACGAAGUCGAACUUUCAGAAGCCGAAGCAGAACAAUAUGAUCGCCAAAUUCGUCUGUGGGGAUUGGAAUCGCAGAAAAGAUUACGCGCUUCCAAAGUGCUCAUCAUCGGGUUAUGCGGCUUGGGAGCAGAAACCGCGAAAAACAUUAUUUUGUCUGGUGUAAAAAGUGUUUGUUUACUUGACAACGAGAAACUCAAAGAAAUCGAUUUGUACUCUCAGUUCUUAACACCUCCAGAUAAAGUAGGGGAAAACAGAGCUGAGGCUUCAUUACAAAGAGCACGGGCACUGAAUCCUAUGGUGGAUGUAACUGCAGAAACUAGAGCUGUCGAUGAUUUGCCAGAUGAAUAUUUCACUACUUUUGAUAUAGUGUGUGCUACUGGAUUAAAACAGGAACAGCUAGAACGCAUCAACAAUGUAUGUCGAGACAGUAAUAAAAAGUUCUUAUGUGGCGAUGUUUGGGGCAUGUUCGGAUAUAUGUUCGCCGAUCUCGUUGAUCAUGAAUACUCUGAGGAGAUAGUACAACACAAAGCCGUGAAACGUGGCCCAGAUGAUACAGAAAAGAAUGCAAGAGAAACUGUCAGUAUCACAGUAAAACGUCGAGCUAUCUAUGUGCCACUUCAAAAUGCACUUUCAGCCGAUUGGAGGAGGCCAGAACUACGUUCUAGGUUGCGACGUGGCGACCCGUCUUAUUUCGUGUUAAAAAUUCUACUUAGAUUCAGGGAUGAGUAUAAUAGGAACCCAGAUCCAGCCAAAAGAAAAUCGGACACUGAAACACUAUUGCGUAUGAGAGAUGAACUUGUUAAAGAAUUAUCACUGCCUGCUGGAUUCAUAAGUGAUGACCUCCUCACAGAUGUGUAUGGAAUUGUUGCUGGAGCAGCUGCAGUAGUUGGAGGUGUGAUCGGCCAAGAGGUAGUGAAGGCAGUGAGCCAGAGAGAACCACCACACAACAACAUGUUUUUCUUUAAUCCUGUGAAAUGUGUUGGUUUUGUAGAACUUUAUGGGCAGUAAGAUAUGAUCUGUAUGUAAUGUCUAAGUUUAAAAAUGUGAAAUUAAAAAACUUUAAGAACAA